AUGGCAUGGCGAAACGGCCUAUUUUGUGCGGUGAUUGCCGUUGCGUCUGUCUCUACCGUCUCUACCGUCUCUGCCAUCUCUGCCAUCUCUUCCACCUCUUUGCUGUUUCUUCUGCAUCGGACGGGAUCUGUUCUGGCCUCUGUUCUGGUCCUUGAAUCUAUCGAUUAUGUCGUUGCUCAUACGCACGUAUUUGAUUUGACUUCCACGCACAUACACCUCGGGCACCUUUUCGAAGUUGAGACCAUGCUGGUCGACGGUGACGGCGUCGAUGAGCGUGAGAUUCAUCCAGGAAUCACAGUUGUCGAGCAGUCCGUUGACCGUCUCGCCCGACUUCAACUCCACCAAAAUCGGCUGCUUUUUCACAGACGUGAGCAAAUACAAGGGAAGCAUGUUGUUGAACAAAAUUAA
Ogataea philodendri is the source of this 408-nucleotide messenger RNA. RefSeq lists its product as uncharacterized. Bases 1 to 408 code for a protein of 135 amino acids. The transcript has a single exon. The record is from RefSeq and is a predicted model, not a curated record. Lineage: Eukaryota; Fungi; Ascomycota; Pichiomycetes; Pichiales; Pichiaceae.